Molecule: messenger RNA, 3440 nt
Organism: Ornithodoros turicata
Lineage: Eukaryota; Metazoa; Arthropoda; Arachnida; Ixodida; Argasidae
Gene: Su(H)
Product: recombining binding protein suppressor of hairless-like
Exons: 1
Coding region: 446-2323 (625 amino acids)
Biological process (GO): regulation of transcription by RNA polymerase II
Cellular component (GO): nucleus
Molecular function (GO): DNA-binding transcription activator activity, RNA polymerase II-specific; RNA polymerase II cis-regulatory region sequence-specific DNA binding
Source: RefSeq, a predicted model, not a curated record
GGCGCAGGGCGGGAAGAGCCGUUGUCUGCCAUUGUUUCCCACGAUGUUUGCUGAGAAUCGGAGGUUUCCCACGCGUUGCCCUCGGAGUGUGCGGUGCUACUGGUGGUCGCAGUCCACUGCAUCUUCGCGGGCGUUGUUAGUGUCGUCCAAUUUGCCGCUCGGGUCGCUCAUUCGCUGCUGAUGGUGCGCUGGAAAGAUGCCGUCGUAUCCUCUCGCUCCCUCCCCAGCCACGUAAGGCAUUACGGACGUGAAGUUGUUGUUCGGCGGAAACUCAAGUGACGACAACAGUCGCUUCGCACCAUUCGAUGACGACCGUCCUUACGAGUCAGCCGCACUCAUGUGUUUGUCCGCAUGCUCCACACUGCUAGUGUUCGACUCUUCGUCGCCGUGUGCGAGUUGUCCGUGAUUGGACGUAACGUGAUUUUGUGCCACCACCCGCUCUAUCAUGAACGACGUGUACUUGACUGAGGACCAGUAUGGAUAUCAUCAUCAUCAUCAUGUGCAGAACAGUUAUUCCCCGCACGAUAACUCUCCGUACGGUGUAAACAAUCCCACAGCUGUCCCACCACCUCCGUACUCAACAGCUGCGUCCCCCGGAGAUGCUCCCCAGUACAACCGCGACUUGAUGCUCGAGUUGGGCCCGCAGCUUAAUGGAGGCGACCGCAGAGGGGGACCCGUUGACAUGUCAAGUCACGGAGGCCCUCGAGCCCAGCAUCCCUACUUCAGCUCGGCUCACAGCCCGAUGGCGUACAACAAGAACAGUAUGCAGCCGACGUCCGGUGAUCACGAGCCACCCAUGAUGAUCGGAUCGUUGGCGUCGGGUGUCAAGUCGGUACCCGAGCCGCCGCAGCCUCACCUCGGGGUGCAAGCGCCGGCGCGACUGCCUCCCAGCCCCAUGCCUUCCCCACCGGACGACCGCUACCGAAGUCGACGCAAGGAGCAACGGCUCACGCGGGACAGCAUGAGCCGGUACUUGCGCGAACGUGGCGACAUGGUACUGGUCAUCUUGCACGCCAAGGUGGCCCAAAAGUCGUACGGUAACGAGAAACGGUUCUUCUGCCCUCCCCCAUGUAUCUACCUUCUGGGCGACGGAUGGCAGCGCAAGCGAGACCAACUCCUCCACGACGGUGAGUCUGAACAGGCGGCGCAACUGUGCGCAUUCAUAGGCAUCGGAAACUCGGACCAGGACAUGCAGCAGCUGGAUUUCAACGGGAAGAACUACUGCGCCGCAAAGACCCUCUUCAUCAGCGAUUCCGACAAGCGAAAACAUUUCAUGCUGUCAGUGAAACUGUUCUACGGCAACGGGGAAGACGUGGGAGUGUUUCACAGCAAGCGCAUCAAAGUGAUCUCGAAACCGUCCAAGAAGAAGCAGUCGCUCAAGAACGCGGACCUGUGCAUUGCAUCUGGGACCCGGGUCGCGCUCUUCAACAGGCUCCGAUCGCAGACGGUGAGCACCCGAUACUUGCACGUUGACAACGGCAACUUCCACGCCAGCUCCAGCCAGUGGGGAGCCUUCACGAUCCACCUGCUGGACGACGAAGAGUCGGAGUCGGAAGAGUUCACCGUGCGGGAUGGCUACAUCCACUACGGCUCCACGGUCAAGUUGGUCUGUUCCGUAACGGGGAUGGCGUUGCCGAGGCUCGUCAUCCGCAAAGUUGACAAACAGAACGCCCUGCUCGAUGCCGACGACCCAGUCUCCCAACUGCACAAGUGUGCGUUUUACAUGAAAGACACGGAACGCAUGUACCUCUGCCUCUCGCAGGAAAAGAUCAUCCAGUUCCAGGCAACGCCGUGUCCGAAAGAGCCAAACAAGGAGAUGAUAAACGACGGUGCAUCUUGGACAAUCAUUUCGACCGACAAGGCGGAAUACACUUUCUACGAGGGGAUGGGACCAGUGCGCGUACCGGUGACGCCCGUGCCAGUUGUUAGUAGCCUACACCUCAACGGUGGUGGUGACGUCGCCAUGUUGGAGCUGAAGGGCGAGAACCUGACGGCAAACCUCAAGGUUUGGUUUGGCGACGUUGAAGCCGAAACAAUGUAUCGCUGCGAAGAGUGUAUGCUGUGCGUCGUGCCCGACAUUUCGGCUUUCCGAGAGGGCUGGCAGUGGGUGCGUCAGCCGACGCAGGUCCCCGUGUCGUUGGUUCGCAGUGACGGUGUCAUCUACGCGACCGGACUAACGUUUACGUACACUCCCGAGCCCGGGCCCAGACAGCAUCCCUAUCCGUCUGUGGUACACGACAUUCUCCGGCCAGCUAAUGCACACACCCAUCCUCCCGCACCGGAGGAUCACGGAGCCAUCAUGCACCACCAGCAUUACAUGUGAUCUAGUGGACUGACUGGAAAGUAACGACAAUCACGAUGCUUUUCGCCGAGAGUGGGCUCUGUCGUGUGAGGACGUGGUGAAACAACUGGCGUUGAGAGGCAGUUUUUUCCUGUGUGGACGUUCUGUUGUGUGACACGCAACAAAAAACACGCGAAGCAAACUGUGAACUGGAGGAGUCGUGGAAUAUUAUCGAUUUUAUUUAUUCAAAUUUUAAUACAAGAGCCUACAACUCUAUGGGAUUCAGCGUUUGUGGUUGAGGUGUCCCGGGAGCAGGAUUUUUACUCUCUUUUUGAGACUCUCGUUCCACUUUCUGCGGCGGCUUUGAUACAAAAUCACGAUAGUUUCGUACGUGUGCUGCGAUUGCCGAGGUUUACGUUUAUGUAUCACAGUGAUGGGGACUGCUUAGUUCAAUCUAACCAAAUCUCUAGUUGCAGAGUGAAACCUGUGUAAAUAUGUACAAACAUAAUACAUAUUAUCAGAGAAUCUUUUAGCGAGUCUUUUCCCUCCUCUUCUGUAACCACAUGGCCUUUUUGCAAGAUGUGAUACCAUCAGUGCAUUUUCCUUCAGAACCCCGAACGUAGUAUUAUUUCCGAAGAAGAUGAACUCCGAUAUCUAUGCAGUACUUUAUCUUGGCACUCUUCAGUGCUGCACGUGCUGGUGAAGCGUACGUAAGCCAUUUUAGCAUGGCAUCACUUCAGGGUAUGUACCAUAAUGUGGACUACGUACAAUCUUUUCUUCGUCACGCAGCAAUCCUUUAUCUUGUGGAAGUAGGGUAAGCACUCUAAAAUGCUAUUUGAUGGCUGCACCACCCUUAUCAUCAGCACUACAAGAAGUUCACAUCUGAAAUGUCCUUUUAAACUGUGAAGGAGAAAGGUUUUUGUAUCCAAUGCAUACUGAAGUGAGUUCUUUGUGGCUAUUUUUUCUCUUACACUGUGCACUGUUGUGUUGGCAGUUCCUUCCCAAGUGCGUGAAUUUCUUUUAGGCGAUCUAUUUUUUUCGCACCUUGCUUCGAGUCACAACAAACCAAAUAUGUAAGAUCCAAGGACCACAUCUUGCAGUGUGUGUACAGAGUUAUGAGCUUGUAAUAAUAAUAAUAAAAAAAGGUUUUAAGAUUUUA